CGACAAGCGCGUCAGCCUUUGACGUCCUCGUCCCUCAUCUCUUGCUUCAUCUCCUCAACUCUCCCUCCCUUCGUCUUAGGCCACAUUGAGCCGAUGCCAGAUAUCACAAUACGCAAAAGGCCCGUAGAGGAGGCGGAGAUUACUCAGCGGAAGUUCUUCAAAAAGACUGCUCGGGGGAAGGUCAUCAAAGUCCUUCGCGAACGCUAUCUCCGUGAAGACGUGUACUGCGGGAUCACAGGAUGUCGGACGUGCACGACCGCUGAGGGCGAAGGUCUACCUCAUUCAGGCGAGCGAGACCAUAAGGCGUUCCCCAAGGGGCACUAUGUCCUCCCGGACACGAACGUUUUUCUCUCUCAGAUGGACCUUAUCGAAUCUCCUCUCUUCACUCCUCCGAUCAUCGUCUUACAAACCGUUAUGGAAGAAGUCCGCCAUCUCUCCCUCCCCCUCUAUAACCGGCUCAAGGCUCUCAUCAAAACCGAUGACAAGGACGUAUGGGUGUUCUACAACGAGUACAGAUCCGAGACGGCAAUAGUACGUGAACCGGACGAGACGCCGAACGACAGGAACGAUCGAGGCAUCCGCAAAGCGACAAGCUGGUACAACGACCAUGUUAAGCGCACCCACCCACCCAUCAAAGGCUCCAAGCAGCCGCACCAACCACCACAAGUCGUCCUCCUUACGGACGACCUCGCGAACCGAUUGAAGGCAGAGAAGGAAGGCAUCCCUUGUCUUUCAGUACGUAAGUACGUAGAGGGAGCCAAGGACAGUGCACAGUUAGCGGACUUGCUCGCAGCAGUGGGUGACGAAGUGGAGACGACCAAAACGGCUGCUGCGCGUGGAUCGUUAUACCCUGAGUAUCUCCCAACAGCAACGCUUCUAGCAGGUGUCAAGGCAGGCAAGCUACACCAGGGUCACUUCAACGCGAAUCAGUACAACUAUCUCGAGGGAACGGUCCCCGUUCCCGCGUUUACAAAGCCCAUCCUGCUUGUCGGUCGGGAGAACAUGAACAGGGCAGUGCAGGGCGAUAUUGUCGUCGUCGAGAUCUUCCCCGAAGCGGAAUGGAAGGCGCCGGCAGACGAAGUGAUCGAUCAAGAAACGACUCUCAAGAACGACGACGCAGAGUCUUCAGGAGAUGAGCGAGAAGAGAACGAAGAGCGCAUGGCUGAACAGGAGCGUCGCGCGGUUCGGGUAUCAGCUGAGGAGAAGAAAGCAGCGGAAAAACAACCGACAGGGAGGAUCGUUGGUGUCGUCAAGCGUAACUGGCGCGCCUACGUCUGCCACAUCGACCGUACAUCGCUCACAUCCUCAAAUGCAACAUCCCUCUCCCAACAAACCGUCUUCGCAACGCCUGUUUCCCGCCUUCUCCCCCGUAUCCGAAUCCGCACGCGCCAGGCCCCCACCCUCCUCGGCCAAAAGAUCAUUGUUUCAAUCGAUAGGUGGGACCCUUCGUCGCGCUAUCCGGAGGGCCAUUUCGUCCGCGCGCUCGGGCACUCAGAGAGCAAGGAGGCGGAGCAGGAGAGUCUGCUGCUCGAAUUCGACGUGCCGUAUCGGCCGUUCGGGCGUGCAAUAUUGGACUGUUUGCCGAAGGAGGGUGAGCAGUGGGUUGUGCCUCCGAUGAGUGCGUCGAGCGAGGUGUGGAGGAAUAGGACGGAUUUAAGGCAUCUGAAUGUCUGCAGUAUCGACCCUCCUGGCUGCCAGGAUAUCGACGAUGCUUUGCAUGCUCGGCGCCUUACGAACGGGAAUAUCGAGGCUGGCGUUCAUAUCGCGGAUGUUUCCCACUUCGUACACGCAGACACGCCCAUGGACACCGAAGCGGCGGCCCGAGGCACGACCGUAUACCUCGUCGAUAAGCGUAUCGACAUGCUGCCCUCACUUCUUGGCACCAACUUGUGCUCCCUGAGGCCGCACGUCGAGCGACUUGCGUUCUCCGCCAUAUGGGAACUCACACCCGAGGCGGAUAUCGUCAACGUGCGAUUCACCAAGAGCGUCAUCGCUUCGAAGGCCGCGUUCGAGUACGGCGAGGCGCAGAUUCGGAAGGACGACCCCAACCGAACAGAUGAGCUGACGGAAAGCAUCCGGCUACUCAACACACUUGCUGAGAAGUUCAAAGCCAAGCGCAUGCAAGCCGGCGCACUCAACCUCGCAUCUCCCGAAGUCAAGAUUCAUCUCGACAGUCCAGAAAGCUCAGAUCCGAUCGACGUCGAACAAAAGGCACUGCAUGAGACAAAUAGUCUUGUUGAAGAAUUUAUGCUUCUCGCCAAUAUCAGUGUCGCAAAACGGAUACAGGAAGCGUUUCCGCAGACGGCCGUUCUGAGACGGCACAUGCCACCACCGAAGACAAACUUCGAGAAGCUUCAAGAUAUCUUGAUGAAGCGCAAGGGACUAACUCUUGACGUCUCCAGCUCGGGCGCUCUGGCUGAUUCACUUGACCACUGCAUCGACCCUAAGGAUGCCACAUUCAAUACACUCGUCAGAAUCAUGGCCACACGGUGUAUGCUCUCCGCCGAGUACUUCUCCUCUGGCUCUGUCGCCCGCGACACCUUUGCGCACUACGGCCUUGCCACCCCUAUCUACACUCACUUCACGUCCCCAAUUCGGCGGUACGCUGACGUUCUCGCCCAUCGCCAGCUCGCCGCUGCGAUUGACUAUGCGCCGCUUCAUGGCUCGCUGCACUCCAAGUCGCACGUGGAACGCGUGAUGGACGUGAUCAACCGGCGGCAUCGAAUGGCGCAGAUGGCAGGGCGGGCGAGCGUCGAGUUUUACGUCGGCUUAGCGCUCAAAGCGAGGGGUGAGAAGGGUGCGGUGGAGGAGGACGCUUUCGUUAUCAGGACGUUCAGGAACGGCGUCGGUGUAUUCGUGUCCAAACUCGGCCUCGAGGGCCUCGUGAUGUUCAAACGCGACAUACAAUUCGAUGCGGAAGAUUACGCAAUCAAGGUGCCCUUAUCUACGUCGCAGGGCACUGGUGACGUGAGCAUCUCGGUAUUCGACCGUGUCAAGGUAAGGAUUGAGGUGGAGAAGGACAAGAACACACAGAGAGGACGGGUUAAAAUGACACUCAUUGAGCCGGUGGACUCGAGCUUGUUUUAGGCGAUAUAGUAUCAUCACAGUUGUUCCAUUAUGCAGGGAUUCCCGUCAUGUAUGGACUUGACCCUUGUACUGCCUUGGGAUCCGCGAGAAAGGUGACGCUACUAGAAGCCAGUGAAAAAAAUGCUUUCAAACCUUUGCUCUGUCUACCAUCGCAGUGCGUGCUAGGCCGCUGGUGUGGCGGUACGUCUCACUAAUCACAGUAUGUUUGAACUU
Molecule: messenger RNA, 3300 nt
Organism: Coniophora puteana RWD-64-598 SS2
Lineage: Eukaryota; Fungi; Basidiomycota; Agaricomycetes; Boletales; Coniophoraceae
Product: RNB-domain-containing protein
Exons: 17
Coding region: 94-3087 (997 amino acids)
Biological process (GO): rRNA catabolic process
Cellular component (GO): cytoplasmic exosome (RNase complex); nuclear exosome (RNase complex)
Molecular function (GO): endonuclease activity; 3'-5'-RNA exonuclease activity; RNA binding
Source: RefSeq, a predicted model, not a curated record